Messenger RNA from Paramecium tetraurelia, 1437 nucleotides. RefSeq lists its product as uncharacterized. Gene Ontology annotation, molecular function: protein serine/threonine kinase activity; ATP binding. Gene Ontology annotation, biological process: endocytosis; signal transduction; peptidyl-serine phosphorylation. The record is from RefSeq and is a predicted model, not a curated record. Lineage: Eukaryota; Ciliophora; Oligohymenophorea; Peniculida; Parameciidae. Gene Ontology annotation, cellular component: nucleus; cytoplasm. The transcript is spliced from 6 exons.
AUGCAGGCAGCUUCGAUAUUUAAUGGAAAAUAUGUAGUUUAAAAGAAGUUAUCAUCUGGAUCUUUCGGAGUGGUUCUAUUGGGACAUGAUAAGGAUAAGAAUGUGGACGUGGCAAUAAAAAUAGAGAAGGAGGAAAAUGAGGAUGUGCGUUCUUUGGAAAGGGAAGUUCUGGUGCUGGAAAGAUUAAAUGGAAUUGAGGGGGUUCCCAAGAUGUUUUGGCAUGGUGAGUAGGAUGAAUACAAUGUUAUUGUAAUGCAGAUUUUGGGGAAGGACUUAGCACAUUAUAUGAAAAGCAAAAAGAAGUUUUCGUUUAAAACAGCAAUCCAAUUGGGAAUUUAAAUAGUUAAGGUUUUGGAGCGGAUCCACAAUCAGGGAGUGGUGCAUAGAGAUUUGAAGCCAGAGAAUGUGCUGUUUGGCAUUGAUGAUGAAUCUUCUAAAAUUUAUGUGAUUGAUUUUGGAAUUAGUAAAAUAUUCAGAGAUAAAAAUGGAAAGAUCCAUCCUUUUCGUGACAACACAUCCUUCAUUGGGACCACUAGAUAUGCUUCAAUAGCAGCACAUAAGGGGUAUGAGUUGAGUAGGAAAGAUGACAUCGAAUCCUUGAUUUAUGUUUUGUUGUACUUCAUGAAAGGGCAGUUGCCAUGGCAAAAUAUGUAGAAUGUCAGCGAUGAAGAAAGAACAGUGAAAGUGGGGGAAAUGAAGAUGUCAAUAGAUCCCAGGGAACUAUGCAAGGACGUACCAAUCGAAUUCGCUAUCAUUCUUGAGUAUCUCAAAUCACUGGAGUAUCAGAGCGAUCCUAAUUAUAAUUUUGUGUAUUAAUAGUUUGAAAAGGCUGCAGCUAAUUUGGGGGUUCAAUUGGACUUCACUUUUGAUUGGGAUUAGUAAUAGCCCAUGAAGAUAUCGCAAAAUACUAAUUAGGAAGGCAUAUAGCGAUAGACUACUUUGAAUCAACAAUUAUAAUUGCCAUCGACAGGCGAAAUGAAAAAAUCAUUAGAUAAAUAGGGAAGCAAUUUGAUCAGAUAUAAUAGUCAAUUCUUAGCUCCUCCUUUAGCAAAUUAGUUACAGCCUCACACUCUAAAAAGACAAGAUUCUUCUCAGUAACCGAGCAUAGUGUCAGGCAGUGUUAUGUUGAGUACAUACAAUUCAAUAAGGCCGAAAUAUUAGCCUUCUUAGUUGGGUUUCGAUGUCAAGUUGAGUGUGGAUAGCAUGCCUAAGGAACUGAUUCAGGAGCAGAGGAAAACAGCUGGGUCGGCAUAAUAGAAGAAUGUCCAAAAUCUGUAUACUGAAACAGUUGGCUGGAGAGAUUCGAUCUUUGAGGAGAACUUUGAAGAAAUCCCGUUAUCUAAAAAGUAUGGGAUGCUUUAAUAGAAAGGAGUGGAUAUGUAUAGGAAACCCAUGCAUUCCAGUGCUAGUCCGAAUAGACAAAAGAAAAAAAAUUGA